AUGGCAUCCGCCUUCGUCAGAGACUUAACCUUUCAGACUGAUGAUCUUGGCAAGGAGGCGACGCUUGUGCUCAUGUUCCAUAGCGACAUGGAGUGUAUCUACCAUAAGUCGUUUCCUGUUAUUUGGAGGACUACCUCAUUCGGAGAGAUGGGUCGGUACAGCAUGCGCGUGACCUACACGAAUCAACUUGCUUUCUCUCGAGUGCAGAUCAAGGAUGGGAACGUAGUUGACACUGGAACUCACACCCAGAUCGAUAACGGCAAACAAACCACCUUGACCCAGACGUAUGACGGCUUCGAGUUUUCGUUUUCUGUCCCUAAGCAUGGACUCCCUGGUUACCUGGAGGCCAUCAACGAGACUGGAUUUGUUCAGGACAUUGCAAUAAGCACUAUGAACCCGGGAGACUCAAAGCCCAAGCCGGUGCUCUACUUCAAGGACGUUGAAGACGGCAGUGUAGUCAAGGCCAAGUUUGCUCCGAUUAUUCGCGCCUAUAUCUCGUCGGACCAUCAAGAGACCUCAGUCUUACAAGGUGCCAUUUGCACCGAUUCGAUCUGGGAACAAGAUCUCGCCCAGCUUCCUGAGUGUACCACCUUGACACUCAGACGGGAACCAGCCACUGGACAUUACACGAUCACUCAGGAAGGUGUAAUUUAA
Messenger RNA from Suillus subalutaceus, 654 nucleotides. RefSeq lists its product as uncharacterized. The coding region runs from base 1 to 654 and encodes 217 amino acids. The transcript is spliced from 9 exons. The record is from RefSeq and is a predicted model, not a curated record. NCBI's taxonomy places the organism in Eukaryota, Fungi, Basidiomycota, Agaricomycetes, Boletales, Suillaceae.